CCCACCUUUGCCCCACAGAGACUGUCCGUCCAUCUGUCCAUCUGUCUGUCCACCCAGCCUCGUCCUGCAGCAUGGCACACCUCCUGGGUCACCCUGGCUGCAUGGCAAGCCUGCAGGCCGACCUGAGAGACCUGCAGGGAGCCAUCGCUGACGUCACCUCCCGCACUGGCCCUGCACGCUUCCCCUCCUGGAAGUUCCCCAACAAAGUGUCCUGUGAGCUGGAUCUGGUGGUGUUGCUGGAGAGGUACAGCCACGCCGAGGGUGACCCCGAGUUCAGCCAGCACGCACAUGUGGUACUGCUGGAGCUGGUGAUAGACAGGUGA
This is a messenger RNA of Lagopus leucura (white-tailed ptarmigan), 323 nucleotides long. It is a transcript of the gene CCDC157, whose product is annotated as coiled-coil domain containing 157. Bases 72 to 323 code for a protein of 83 amino acids. The record is from RefSeq and is a predicted model, not a curated record. NCBI's taxonomy places the organism in Eukaryota, Metazoa, Chordata, Aves, Galliformes, Phasianidae. The transcript has a single exon.